Molecule: messenger RNA, 757 nt
Organism: Rhodamnia argentea
Lineage: Eukaryota; Viridiplantae; Streptophyta; Magnoliopsida; Myrtales; Myrtaceae
Exons: 2
Coding region: 49-522 (157 amino acids)
Source: RefSeq, a predicted model, not a curated record
AGAGAGAGAGAGAGAGAGAGAGAGAGAGAGAGAGAAGAAGACCGAGCCAUGCGUGGACUCAAUAAGCUCAAACUCAACAUCUUCUCUCUAGGAGGCUGCUUUGAUGGGUGCAGAGACCACACCCAGUCCUCCGGACUCGGGACUCGAGUAUGGAACCUCAGCGACCGGCCCGUCGAGCUCCAGGUCCGGGUCGGCUCGAUCCUCAAGAAGGUCCACACCCUCAAGCCCGGGUCGUCGAAGCGGCUCAAGUGCAAGAGCAUCUACAAGGCCUACAUGCCCGGGCGCCCCUGCGGGACGCCGGCGAGCGGCGGGGGAGGCAUGAGGAGCCUGCUCUACUACUAUGACGAGGCCUGCCACCCGUACAUCUGGAUCAACGACACGUGCGGCGACUUCACGCGGGUGGUGAAGCAGCAGUACCUGAGCCUGGAGGACCUGAGGGACUGCUCCGAGGUCAGGAUCUACAGGGAUCCCAUCAGGGGUUGCAUCUGUGUUAGGAAGAAGGCAAGGCCAGAUUUUUGCUGAGGUGGUGUGAUCGAGUCUGCUAGAAAUUGACAUAAGUCGUGCAUUAAACUUACCCUAAACUUUGUUCUGCAAGCUUGUGCUCUUCUUCUCUUUUGGGUUUGACUGCAGAUUCACUGCUGCUUUUAGUGGUGUGAUUUGGAGAUUGCAGCUAGACAUUGGAAUUCCUAGAUGAAGCUUUUAUGUUUCUUUAGCUUGUUGUUUUGGAAUGCAUAAGUGAAGCUCUAUUUCCCUUGAA